Molecule: messenger RNA, 1698 nt
Organism: Pelmatolapia mariae (spotted tilapia)
Lineage: Eukaryota; Metazoa; Chordata; Actinopteri; Cichliformes; Cichlidae
Product: protein NLRC3-like
Exons: 3
Coding region: 1-1698 (565 amino acids)
Biological process (GO): intracellular signal transduction
Source: RefSeq, a predicted model, not a curated record
AUGACCUAUAGGGCCCUGCACGGUGUAGCUCCAACUUACAUCAGUGAUCUUCUUCUUCCUUAUCGCCCCAGCAGGUCCCUGAGGUCUUGUGACCAGGAGAUUCUCCCUGAGUGUCAGCUCAAACUCAAGUCAAACCUGAAGAAGAAGUUCCAGAGUGUGUUUGAGGGGAUCGCUAAAGCAGGAAACCCAACCCUUCUGAAUGAGAUCUACACAGAGCUCUACAUCACAGAGGGAGGGACUGCAGAGGUCAAUGAUGAACAUGAGGUCAGACAGAUUGAAACAGCAUCCAGGAAACCAGACAGACCAGAAACAACAAUCAGACAAGAAGACAUCUUUAAACUCCCACCUGGAAGAAAAGCACCAGUAAGAACAGUGCUGACAAUGGGAGUGGCUGGCAUUGGGAAAACAGUCCUAACACAGAAGUUCACUCUGGACUGGGCUGAAGACAAAGCCAACCAGGACAUCCAGUUCAUGUUUCCAUUCACUUUCAGAGAGCUGAAUCUGCUGAAAGAGGAAAAGUUAAGCUUGGUGGAACUUGUUCAUCACUUCUUUACUGAAACCAAAGAAGCAGGAAUCUGCAGCUUUGAAGACUUCCAGGUUGUGUUCAUCUUUGAUGGUCUGGAUGAGUGUCGACCUCCUCUCAACUUCAACAAAACUACAAUCCUGACUGAUGUUACAGAGUCCACCUCAGUGGAUGUGCUGCUGAUAAACCUCAUCAGGGGGAAACUGCUUCCCUCUGCUCGCCUCUGGAUAACCACACGACCUGCAGCAGCCAAUCAGAUCCCUCCUGACUGUGUUAGCAUGGUGACAGAGGUCAGAGGGUUCUCUGACCCACAGAAGGAGGAGUACUUCAGGAAGAGAUUCAGAGAUGAGGAGCAGGCCAGCAGGAUCAUCUCCCACAUCAAGACCUCACGAAGCCUCCACAUCAUGUGCCACAUCCCAGUCUUCUGCUGGAUCACUGCUACAGUUCUGGAGGAUGUGCUGGAAACCAGAGAGGGAGGACAGCUGCCUAAGACCCUGACUGAGAUGUACAUCCACUUCCUGGUGGUUCAGGCCAAAGUGAAGAAGGUCAAGUAUGAUGGAGGAGCUGAGACAGAUCCACACUGGAGUCCAGAGAGCAGGAAGAUGAAUGAGUCUCUGGGAAAACUGGCUUUUGAUCAGCUGCAGAAAGGAAACUGUGACAUCAACCUACUGGAAGACAAAACACAUUGGAUUUUUAAAACUUUGAGAAACAAAUCUGCAGAGACGUAUUUCUACAAGAGUGCUGUGGACAAGGCCUUAGAGAGUCCAAAUGGACACCUGGACUUGUUCCUUCGCUUCCUCCUGGGUCUUUCACUGCAGACCAAUCAGAAUCUCCUACGCAUGCUGACACAGACAGGAAGUAGCUCACAGACCAAUCAGGAAACAAUCCAGUACAUAAAGAAGAAGCUCAGUGGGAAUCUGUCUGCAGAGCAAAGCAUCAAUCUGCUCCACUGUCUGAAUGAGCUGGAUUAUCGUUCUCUAGUGGAGGAGAUCCAACAGUCCCUGAGUUCAGGACGUCUCUCCACAGAUCAACUGUCUCCUGCUCAGUGGUCGGCUCUGGUCUUCAUCUUACUGUCAUCAGAUCUGGAUGAGUUUGACCUGAAGAAAUACUCUUGUUCAGAGAAGGCAUUUUUCAAGCUGCUGCCAGUGGUCAAAGCAUCCAAGAAAGUGCUGUAG